Messenger RNA from Trypanosoma grayi, 4632 nucleotides. RefSeq lists its product as hypothetical. The record is from RefSeq and is a predicted model, not a curated record. Gene Ontology annotation, cellular component: nucleolus. NCBI's taxonomy places the organism in Eukaryota, Euglenozoa, Kinetoplastea, Trypanosomatida, Trypanosomatidae. Bases 1 to 4632 code for a protein of 1543 amino acids. The transcript has a single exon. Gene Ontology annotation, biological process: maturation of LSU-rRNA from tricistronic rRNA transcript (SSU-rRNA, 5.8S rRNA, LSU-rRNA); maturation of 5.8S rRNA from tricistronic rRNA transcript (SSU-rRNA, 5.8S rRNA, LSU-rRNA).
AUGGCGCUUGUGGAGCCUCUGGUGGGGCACCUGCUGUCCAAGUACGCGGACACCGUCAUGGAGGGCCUGACGAAGAUCCGCAGCGGCGCCGCGUCGGAAGGGUCAUUCGCCACUGAGUUCCUGCUACACCCGCAGGGGUUCGUCGUGCUUCAGGAGCUGAUGCAAAGGCGCGAACUCUGCCCGGUUGCGCUGCAGACAGUGACGCAGUUGGUUGAGACGUGCGACAACGUGGGCGUUCGCUCCAGUGCGCUGCGGGACAUGUGCCGGGGGAAGCCGCUAUGGGUGCUGCGAAAGGCGCUUGCCACUCUCUCGGAUGCGACACUGCCAACAACAAUGGCCGCACUGCAAUUCCUUUCCGUUGCUGCCAAGUAUGUCCCCAAAGUGGUGCUUUCCAGGUUUGAUAACGUUGUGCCACUUCACUUGUCGUGUUUUCGACUCCAACUUCCCUACUCCCAGAGACGUGUUCGAUUGGCGAGGACAGAGUUCCUACUCAACCUUGUUGUAUCCGCGCAGGCGAGUGCAGUUGAGAUGGUGUUGUGCACUCACGGCUACCUUACUCACCUGCUAGAAGAUGCCGCGGAACUCCUGCAGGAGGGUACUGAAGUGGGGGUGGAUGUUGCACGUGCGGCGCUACGCGUAUUUGGGGAGCAGUUCAUGGAGGGCCGCAUUCCACCAUCACAGAAGCGCACGGUUCUGUUGGCACAGAAGCACAUCAUACGUCUUCUUGUUAAAGCACUCGACUAUACGUUGGUAUCUGAAUACGCGGCCAAUAUUUUGUACCGCAUGGCGGUGGAACUCGUGGAGUCUCCAUCGGACUACCAGGUGAUGCGCCUCGAUGCAGAAGACAGGGGAAUGCCGAACUACCUGCUCUUCUUCAUCCUGCGGCAGUUGCGGCCGAAGAAUUCCCCUGUCUCUGCACGUUUGGUAAUCUUUAUUCUGCAUCAGGCGCCGGAUUUAAUUCGCCCCUAUUUCACAAGAGUUUCUGCCCAUCUCAGUGAUGACGGCAAUAGUUCCCGCAUUUCUGAAACUACGGCAGCUGUGGCUACGUUGAACUUGAUGACGCGGGCCAUGCUGGCGCCAAUCCCGUAUCACUUAGCCGCUGCUAAGGCGAAGCUUCAACCUGUCGAUGCGAAGGCGGUAACAUUCUUCACUAUGAAUGCAGAACACGUUGUGGAGGAGAUAUCCCCUGCCUGGGUGGCUGAAUAUGUGCAUCGUCUUAUCAUUGGAUCUAGUGACCUCCUGAUGCUUUCAUUUGCCAUUCAGCUGACACACGCGAUCCUUACACGGGCGAAGAGCAUCCUACGCCUUGUCCUGAAGCUCCAGGAUACGCAGUGCUCUGAGGAAAACAAUGAAGGAAACCGCCAGGAAUGGGAAACGUGGGAUGCGAAGGUUCAAGCGGCUCUUUUGAGGGCUGUUCCUCGCCGAGAAGAAUUCUGGCACCGCAUGACACAGCAGCUUCACCCAAUGUUGGCACCACAGCCUCGUCAAAAAGAAGGCGCCGAGCCAAAAUUCGCAGAGAAAGCCACCUUUCUAUCGCAGCGUAUGUACCUCCUUAUGGAGCUCUAUGGUGAGGUGUUUGAUCUGCGCAUGUCGUGGCUUAGCGCUGUUCCGUCAUUUCUCCCGACAUUUCGCGCAUGUGCUCGUCCCAUUGAAGAUGCGCUUCAUCGAGGAGAAGGUGUGGUUACAACAUGGCCAGCCUCCAGCAUCUCUGCUCUUUGUUCGCUUCUUGUCUCAACUCUCUCGAGGGGUGCACCCAUGACAAAGCUCUAUCAUAUCACGAUGAGCAGCCCGAAGAAGGGUGUCUUGGAGUGGCCGCUCUUACUGAGUGUGAUGCUGUGGGCAGUAAAGCACCGCAGUCCCAGUGACGAGGACAGUCAAGUGGCAUGGGCAUGGGUGGCGCGGUUGAUUCAAUGGACCGUGCACAGCGCGACGGUGCGCUUCGUGUGUGAGUUGGAGGAAGCCUUCUUAUGGCUCACGGUAUUGGACGAGUCAACACUGCCAUGUUUUCUGCAUCUGAUCAACUACUUGCUGCAGCGGAGUUUGUCAAAGUCUGCCGACCGCAUUGCACAGGAGCUGAUGCAAGGCGACACGGGUGUUAUUGUCUGCGCCGCCCGUGCCUUUACGACGACCAAAGGCGAGGGAAAAACCGCAUCUGAAGACGUCGCCGCGGAGACAGCCAAGGAGCAGCAAACGAAAAAGAAACCGCAGAGGCAGCAACAUAAGGAUAACCGUGCAGAAGGCGACAGCCAAUUGUGGGCUGAGGACUUGCGAGAGCACUUAAAUGCGUUCAAGGACGCAACGGAAAAGGUUGCGAACGAGUGGUCGUGUCGCAACCAGCGCAUGAGAGAAAUGUUGCCAAGCGUAUUUGGUGCGUAUAAUAGUCAAUCUGGCAAGCGGCGUAUUGCUUUGACGGUUCUGCAAGCCGAAAAGGAGCACCGGGCCCUGCGGCCUCUGCAUGAUCAAGUCCGUGAAUUCUGCAAGACGCUGCAACCACUGACGCCAGCGACAGACGCAGAAGAGGAGCUGGAAUUGCUCUCGCUGAUCCGCAGCGGCUCAGUGCGAGAGCUGCGGCAGCGAUUCACCAAGUGCCGUGCCUCCGUCUGGUGCACGUAUCCGACAGCUGGAUGGGAACUCGCGGGGUUUCUUCUGCGAUGCCUCAACAGGCAGGGUGGGAAGCUGAAGGAAGGCCCCGACGAUGCGGAGGAUGGACUUGAGAACAUUGCGGCGUUGUGUCGAUCACUGCUGAAGUGCGUCGCAGACGAUGCAAGCGCCCUCGCACAAGUUCUCCUUGAUCGUAGUCGAGCUGAAGGAAACUUUGUUGGGUUUCUUUUGUUCCUCUUGGCAGCUCUGAGGUUGCUGUUGCACGAACAGGUCGUGCGUCCAAUUUCAAAAUUGUCGCCAAGGAAUGCCUUCCUUGAUGAGGAUACAGCGAAGCAGUUGUCAAGUCUUCUUCUGCGUACGUACUCGGGAACUGUGUCCACCACGGAUCGCAUUCGAUACACCACACUCCUUACGAUAUGCUACCUGCAACGGCAACAGCAGCAGGGCGACUUGGGAAUCACAUCGGUAGCUGCUGACGGUAUUGAUGAGGUGAGCAGCAAUGAAGCUGACGGGGAGACGGGGGAAUCGCGCAGGCAUGCCACUACGGGCGUCUUCAGUGGUGUUGUGGUGCCAGGAGCGUUCAUGGACCACCGUUUCCUUAUCAUGAACCACCAGAGCGCGCCAAACGUUGCCCCAGAGGUCGAUAUGAUGUCGCUGCUUGUCGACACAUGGACAGACGAGGAAGUCUCUACUGCCGCCUUGCAGUGCCCCUCACGGCUUCACAACACGAUACUGGUGAGUGGCAAGGACGAUGCCGGGUGGGACUUGUUGCGCAGCAUAUUUCCAGAGCUCUCCACGCCAGAGGAUGUUGCACUGGCAACAUUCGACACACUCACAGCGUCCACAGUAAUGGACCCACGCUAUCUGGUGCCGCUGCUCCACACCGUGCUCGCCAUGCCAGCAGAGCAGUUGCCGCGCAAGAACAUUGGCACCAAAUGCAUACCAGUUCUCAUGCGGUCACUUUCCUUCACCGACCCGCAGCUACGCCGUCUGGGGGCAACAGCACUGGGAGCUGUGUGGACGCCGAGCGGUCCGACCCGAAUUGUGGUCGGUUUUGCCCGGCUGAAGCUCACACAACUCGCUGCCAAGAAAGCGCGUCCUAUGAAGCCGCAGCAGCAGCAGCAGCAGCAGCAGCAGCAGCAGCAGCAACAACAAAAAGGAGAAGAAUCGGUGUGGGGAUGCCCGAGGCUCCCUGCUCCCAUCUCUGCCUUUCUGGUGAUGGCGCUGCGGCCCCUUGGUGACGCCGAAUAUCCCCUUCACAACGAUAUCAUGCGCUUCUUGAUGGAGACGCAGGAGGCCUUCUCGAAUCCCGUUCCACUUCAUCGAUUUCUGGUGUCUUUUCCUCUCGCGUGCAUCACAACGCCAUUGAUGAUAAAGCGCCACGAGGUAACUCAGGGAAAGGCGAAGGGUACCAUUGCGACUUCCUCUGCAGAAGAAGUGGUCCGGCAGCUGCGGUCUGAGGCACCUAUUCAUUUGGAUUUCAUUACCCGGCUGAUCCAGUUUGGCUGCCACACAAACGGCGACAUGAUGGCCCUUCUCCGAUCCGAGUCCCUCCAUGCGAUGAUGAUGAUGACCUCCAUGACCACUGCCUCCGCAGAAAUCCGUCUGCAAUUUUUGCAGUGCAUCCAUGCUGUGUGCACUACCUCAGCGGCCGUCGCAAAGCAGGCCAUGCAGGAUGGUCAGCUCCUGCAGUGGCUACUUGGUUUUGCGUGCCAGUUGACCAGCGAGUAUGGCGCGUCCGUUUACUUGUACGGUGAACCUCUCUUCAUGGAGGUGAUUUUGUUGCUGCAGAAGCUCUGCCCGCUUGCUCUCGCCUCGCCACUGCACGCGCAGCAGGUCGAGCAGCAGGUCGAACACAUUCGCGACGCUCUGGUCGCCAAUCACGUGACGACGAAGGACGUGCUGGAUGGAAUUGACGGCAUUCUGCGGGAGAUGCGCAGCGCAGAGACGCAUCCGCCAAUGCCGCUGCAACGGAAGCGGUGGGCGCCCCACAACAACGGACGCACAGCGGCCAAGGUGAGGCGGAAGUGA